Molecule: messenger RNA, 5759 nt
Organism: Maniola jurtina (meadow brown)
Lineage: Eukaryota; Metazoa; Arthropoda; Insecta; Lepidoptera; Nymphalidae
Gene: Remo
Product: adhesion G protein-coupled receptor A3
Exons: 9
Coding region: 273-5168 (1631 amino acids)
Biological process (GO): cell surface receptor signaling pathway; G protein-coupled receptor signaling pathway
Cellular component (GO): plasma membrane
Molecular function (GO): protein binding; G protein-coupled receptor activity
Source: RefSeq, a predicted model, not a curated record
UCCAUUAUCCAAUCAAUCAGUCAAUUUUAACCAAAAAUGUCGGUGUCGGAUUAUGAACGCUUGUGUUGUUGAUUAUUGUUUAUUUUUCCACUUCACACAAAAUUAAAUGUGCGCCAAAAAGGAAAUGUUUUUAAUUUAAUUCAAAUCAAAUAUAAUUUAUAAUGUACUACCGAAUGUGAUUUUCGCUUGGUGUCAUUGACGUAGUGAAGAAUUUACGAAGAUGUGAUUUAAUUUACGUAUUUUGGCUUUGUGCCAUCGUAUUUUUACGUGAAAUGGGUAAAAUGAAGUUGUGUUUAGCUGUACUAUUCUUGGUAGUGCAGGGUGCGUUAGGAUUUUGUCCAUCGUUAUGUUCAUGCAAGGGGAAUCGGUCAGGCGAUGGGGUGUUGGAGUCUCAGCCAAAAGAACUACUGAAAAUGAGUUGCGGCGGAACCCCAGUUCAGAUAACAGAGUUGAAGGAAAUAGACUUGAGCAAACUUUGGAUGGAUGUUGUUAGUUUAAAUCUGUCUGGAAAUGCUAUUUCUACUUUAUCAAGAGAGCUCCAUCUUCCAAAUUUACAAAAAUUGGACCUCAGCAGAAAUCAAAUAUCACUGAUAGAAUCCGACGCAUUUUACAACAUGACAUCGCUACAAAGACUAGAUCUGUCCUACAAUCAAAUCAGCAACAUUUACAAGGAAAUGUUCAAGAGUCUGGUCAACCUGGAGAGAUUGAUUUUAUCCCAGAACCAUAUUUCUGUGUUGAGUUUGGGCACUUUUGACUACCUUGUGGGGUUAAAGCAAUUAGACAUAACCGACAACCCCCUCAUAUGUGACUGUGAACUGCUCUGGGUAGGAGACUGGGCGAGGAAUACCAGCGUCAAACUGGUUGGCAGCCCCAAAUGUGCCUUCCCUGAAAACAUGGCCAACAAAACUGUGCGCAAACUACGAAUAUUUCUCGACCUAUCCGUUUGUGGAAGCGUACUGCCGUCCAAUACUCUGAUAGUUAAACCAAGCCACGAUCAAGUUGUGUUUGCCGGAGACUCGUUAAAAUUAACCUGCAGUGCUCCCUUCGCAUCUGUCAUAGCAAAAUAUGAGUUAAAAUGGCACCAUCCGAUGCUAGAAAUUUGCGAUGUCAAUAUCACAAAUACGGACAUGCAAGAGGAAGGUUUAGCGGAGAGUGUGGUGUUUUUCGCGAACAUAUCUAGUUACCAUAUGGGCAAUUGGACGUGUAUGUACAAUGAUCAAAAUCAUAUUAGGCAUAAUUAUACAGUACAGGUAGUGGUUUUGACGAAUCAGACUCAGUACUGUGAGACGGGCCAUACUGUGGAUAACAAAGGACUGUAUUCAUGGCCUCAGUUGUUACUAAAUAGGACUGCAUCCGUGCCUUGUAGAAGUGGUGAUGGUUUUGCAUAUAGACACUGCAAUGCUAACGCUACAUGGAGCCAAGCGAACACUACACAAUGCUCGUAUAUCAGCAAUAUAACUAAAUUAUUGCAGCAAUUCGCCUUGCUGAACGUCAGUUUGGUGCAAUAUUCAGCUUUGAACGCAACAGAGAGGCUGGCUAUGUUGAUACGAGAAAAGACUUAUCCUUUGGCUGAAAUAUCUGAUGCGGAUGACGUCAUGUUCAUAGCUCAGGCUGUGAGGAAUUAUAUGCAGUAUAUAUCAGAGGAGACUAAUUUAGGUUCAAAACUCCUGGACGUGAUCAGCUCGGCUAUGAACAUAUCAGUCCCCGUGAUGACUCAAGCUGAAACGUUAUAUGGAUCAUGUACAGAUUUGGCCAAAGCUGCGGAGGAAAUAUCCUUGUAUACUAGAAAUGUUGAGGCACAUAAGAUAAACUUGGCAGUGGAGCGUUUCCCGGUGCGCGAAGGGUUCAGCGGGGUCACCUGCGUGUGGUACAGCGCCACCAGAGGCGAGGCGCCGCGGCUCCACUGCUCCACCACCAACCGCACCGUGGCGCCGUUACUCACUGUCACUGACGCUCUCAUCCACGCUAGCGUGCAGAUACCACAGUCGCUUCUAUACAGCAACACAGAGUAUGGCACAAUGCUGCAGUCCAAGCCUCAAGACCUGGUGGUUGCAGUUUAUGAUGACGCGUCACUGUUUCCAUUGCUACCCGUCUUGGAAGACGGGCCGUCCCGUGGGCACAGGGCCAAGGACUAUUACGGACGGAGUACCAAGCGAGAGGACAAGAAUAUGGAGAUAACUUCGCCGGUCAUUGGAUUCCAACUCGCUAACGCAUCUCUCCGCGGUGAGUUGUUGGAGCCUAUAAUAGCGACUGUGAGGGGUCGCUCUGUAGGAGGGGUCGACGGUCGAGCCGCAACGUGGGACCCCCGCACGAGGCGGUGGAGUGACAAUGCCUCAGAUUGCAAAGUAUCGCACGUCGUAUCAGAAAUGAUAAUAAUGAGCUGCUCCAGGCUAGCCUAUGUCGGCCUUCUGCAGAACGUGGAAACUGGCAUAUAUGGUGCCCGAACAGACGGAGCCAGGUUCAAAGUUUCUCAUCCCGCCAUUUACGUUGGCUCCCUCAUACUCAUAGGCAGUGUUAGCUGUGCUACUCUGACAUAUAUCAUGUGCUACCCAGCCAUACAAAUGGCGAAAAAAUCCAAACAUGCCCUCAUCAACUCAUGGAUUGCAAUUGGAUUGCUAUGUUUCAUGUACACGCUUGGAAUCUAUCAAACUGAGGACGUAAAGCUCUGUCAGAUACUGGGAUUGUCAAUACACUAUCUGUCCCUUUCUUGCUUAUUGUGGAUGUGUGUAUCCGCUAGCAAUAUGUAUAAAUGGGUGACAAAGACACACAAUCCUGUCAGGACCCCUGAGGAUGAUAUUCCACCCGAUGUACCUAUCCAGAAACCUAUAUUGGGGUUGUAUUUAGUAGGAUGGGGCAUAGCUCUGAUAGUAUGCGGGAUAUCUGGUGCAGUUAAUUUAAAGGAUUAUGCAGGUUACUCACAGUGCUUUUUAAGCACACCACCAGCUUUAAGUGCUCUGUUCAUUCCCGCAGCGAUUUUACUCAUGUUUAUACUCAUUCUGUUCUUACUCAUUCGAUGUACGAUAAGAAAUAUGAACGUUCAACUGUCUGAAGGAACUCAAGCUACAGAAAACGUUGAUUUGGAAAUGUGGGAACCGAAUCAAGCGACCGAGCCCGAAAGGCGGAGCUUGAAAUCGACGGUAGAUUCUGAAAUAGACGAUAUCGAACAUACUCCAAUAAUUCAAUUGCGAGCUCAAGUCAUUGUUUUGUGUCUGUACGUGUCUGUUUGGUCGUGUGGUGCGAUCACCGUGUAUAGACCUUUGCCAGCAUAUUUGCCUUAUCAAGAAGAUAUUUGUAGUAUAGUAUAUGCAGUGUGUGCAACAGUAUUGGGGACUUUCAUUCUAUUCUUCUACGGAAUCGCCAGAAGCGAUGUUAGGGCCCAAUGGUCUAUGAUGCAUUGUUACCUACAGUCCAGUAAACAGUGUUGCAGGAAUAGAAGCGUUUUUGACACUAACCAACAAAACCUGCCAACAAACCAAAACACAACUACAUCCCCACAACAUAAUGUAAUACCUAACGACAACAGGUCUGGCUCCGGUAGUAGAAGUUCAAACAGAACCAAUUCAAAAACAAACAACAGCGGCACCUACAAAGCUGGUGCGGAACUUAACGGUCAAACAUUACCUAAAGACCUCAAAAACACGAACGGAAAAACCCCUAACAUAAAUCUAGUUGUCUUACAUAGACAACAGUAUAGAUCGAAUAAUUCCAUGAUGACAUACCCAGAUUCGGGAACAGUUGGGCCUGAAAUCUUUUACAAUCCAAAUCAAAUGAAUGUUGCCAAGAAGUUUUUCAAGAAGCAGAGGCAACAUAUGAAACGAAAUUGCCUAGAACUGCCUUUGAGGCGCGACUGUGACGACGAUUCUCACGUUUCCUUACCACUACCCAGCAAGGAAGCGUAUAAUGGAGUGGCUAGUUUCCUAAACGCGGGUACAAAAGUCAAUAACACUAAUCAACACGUCGAAAGAGUCAAUAACGGCAUAAAAGAAUCGAGAAAUACUGUUAACCCCAAUUUGCUGGAAGACGAAUCGAAAGACAAUUUCAAAAGCUAUUCCACUGAUCGCAAAUCGUGGGCGAAAAAUGACGACCCGAAAGUUGGGAGAGCGCAAAUUAUGAACAUAUACACGAACGUGCCAGAAACACAAGUGCCCCAACAUCAAAUAAUUAAAGCUAACGUUCAGAAAAGUCUCAAUGGACAGAGAAACAGCGUCUCCGAAGAGUGUUUGCAAAGCCACGCAAGCGAUCACCCUGAAAUGCGAACGAUAUCACAGCAAUGCAGUUUAGAAUACAGCUCAGCUUCGGAAAUUGCGAUGCCCCACACUUGUUCAGAUCAAACGUUGAAUACUCAUUCAGAAAUGACGUCGCUCCAAGAAACCCACAGUGCCUUAUGCUCGACUAAUGAAAUUACUGACACAGAAAGCUUCGGCCAGUACAUCGAUUACUUACAACCUAAUAAAGCCCAUGAAAACAAAGACGCCAUUGAUAAAUCUUUACAGGAUAUAUCAGAGGAGUGUACCAUGAACAGUGAUGAUGUCAACCAAUCUAGUGCUGCACAUCAUUUGGAAACAGAUCUGGGCGAAAUGGAUAACUUACUCCAGAACCCGGACAGGGAUAUUCAAGGGUCCGAAGACAAAAUCGAUGAUGAUAAGGAAACCUUUUUCAUGGCGAAAACUACGUACGAUUUCGAAACGUGCAGCACCAAUGCGAGCGAACAAGGCUUCGAAAACGAAAGUGAUAUAUACUGCCCGAACUACCAAAUGUCCGAAGUUAGCAUACGGAGUCACGGUUUAUAUGCCCCAUCACCAUCUUCCAUGUGUCCGAACGAAAUAAGCUUUAGUAACGAAGACGUUUCAACGCUAGAAAGUCAAUACGUGAACUACGAUCCAGGAUGGAGGAAAACAGUUAAAAACAACCCCAAGUUGGGUAAGUACGUGCCAACCCCAGCGUUGAGUUGUCCUGAAGUCAACCGCGAUAGCAGUCCGCUGUCUUUUGCGAGUGAAUUGGACGAACUUUACACGCAAAUAACGAGCAGGGACAAAGACAGGACGGCGAGGAAAGACCACGGUCUCGAUGUGACUGUGAAUAGUGAUGUGACUCUGAAACCAGACAGUGAUAGUUGUGUGAGCGAGGCAGUUUCCGACGUGGAGGUGAAAGGAGAAACGACUGUUUGAAACUAGUUCCAUGAUUCUCUAUGAUGAAACAGUGUGGCUAAUUAUCUUGUACACAAUCUCUAAACUACACUUAACUGUCAGAUAUCUAAAUCUAAUGCUAUCCUUUUCUACAUGAAGCAUAAUGAAAGGGAUAGAGAUUGUAUACAACAAAAUCAGCCAUGGUAUCUAUCUAUCAUCACAGAAUACUUAAUGGUAUUUUUCAGGUAUGAAGGGCUCAUUCCACAAUGACGUUUAAAUAAAUAGAGAAGGAGAGAAGAGUUUACGCGAUGGAAAGAGAGGCGCUUGUAAAUUUUGGGCUGCAGUAUUUAUUUAAACGUCUUUCUGGAGUGAGCCUUAUUAAGUAUGUAUUCUGUUCUGGUAUUACAGUAUUUUUGAUGUCAAAUUUGCAAAUGAAGAUAGUUUGUCAGUUUGAUGUCAAGAAUUACAGUAAUGAGUGUCAUACUAUUGCAGAGUCAUAGGGAAUGAGUACCCAGUUUUUAAAGUAGUAAAAUAUAUGUAGAUAUUUUCUUGUAGAAAUUGUUCUUGUUCUAAAGAAAUGUUUCUAUCCUUAUACAUAAUUUUUAUGUAGCAAUAACCUCUUGUGAUGUCGUC